UAGUUUAGCUUCCAUCGACUAGCUCCUAGUAUUUUAGAUACUCUGUCUUCUCUUUAAAGCUAAUUGAAGAGACCCCUCAUUGCCAAAACUCUCUGUUUUAUCAGUUUCUCUUAACCGAAAUUGCAACGAUAAGUCAUACUCGCGGUUUAAUUCAGAACUCUUGGUUUGGGUGAGAAAUGGUGUAAAAGAAGGAUAGGUUUCGUUUUAACUCGCAGAUUGAACAAGGAUAUGAAGAGGUACCUGGAAAACUCGAAGUAUCUGCCUAAGCUUAGCAAUGAGAUACCAAACCAAAGAAACUCAACUUACAAAGAUCGUUUCACCAGUUUACACAAUCUGGUUCUUGUCAAGUUUCAGAACGAAACGAUUAUCAUCCCAAAUGACUCAACUUGGUUCGGGUUUUACCCGGAUGGUCAGGUCGAACCCGUUCUCCCGGCUAACAAGACAGCGCUCUACACCGAGGAUUGGAUCGGAUUGAAAACAUUGGAUGCGGCUGGAAAAGUGAAGUUCGUGAGUGUACCAGGUGGACAUCUCGAAAUGGCAGAUCAUGAUGUCCUCAAAUACAUCGUCCCGUAUCUUCAGAAUCAAUCUUAGAGAAAAGACCCCAAUCAGCUAUACUAAUUUAUGCAAUAUCAAAAAAAAAGCUUAGUGAUGAUUGUAUUCCGUAUCUUUAGAAUCAAUCUU
Arabidopsis lyrata subsp. lyrata is the source of this 681-nucleotide messenger RNA. RefSeq names its product palmitoyl-protein thioesterase 1. Bases 229 to 591 code for a protein of 120 amino acids. The transcript has 3 exons. The record is from RefSeq and is a predicted model, not a curated record. Gene Ontology annotation, molecular function: thiolester hydrolase activity. Lineage: Eukaryota; Viridiplantae; Streptophyta; Magnoliopsida; Brassicales; Brassicaceae. Gene Ontology annotation, cellular component: intracellular membrane-bounded organelle.